Molecule: messenger RNA, 3386 nt
Organism: Chara braunii
Lineage: Eukaryota; Viridiplantae; Streptophyta; Charophyceae; Charales; Characeae
Source: the annotation of a GenBank genome assembly
CUGCGCUCCGCUGUUAUGUUGGCGCCCGCGUUGUCUUCCUUUUGCUGCCGUCGUCGUCGACUGUUUCAUGGCUGACGUGUUCCGCAGGCUGCCGCUGCUGCUCCUCGUUGUCCUGUUGCUGCUCCUCGUGGUUCUCUUCCGCGUGUGCAUCCUUGGGAACGUGCCGCCGCGUCGACGCAAAACAAGGUCUUCGAUGAAGGACGCCAGGAUGGAGGCACGGCAGGCGAUCCCCCGGUGCGGUGGGGAGCAGGUUGGAGGGAGGCGGUGCGGCGGGAGCCUGUCAACCAUUGGCAGGGCCUCCCAGCGGGUUGGGUGUGAUGCAUUGCCACCGCACUUGCAACCACUCCCCGGCUCAUCGGACGAGGAGGAGGAGGUGGAGAGACGGCCACAAACCGUGUCGUUGGGCAGCGGAUCAACGCAGGAGUGGUCAGCCACGGAGCUGUGCGGGACGGGCGGCGGCGUGUACGAGCAGUCGUUCACUGAACUCCUUCGGCCUGGCCUUGGCGAAGACGAAGGAGAUGGCCGCGUCAACAUGUCGUUCGGUUUGUCCACCGGGCGGUCUACAACUCCAUCACGCACAGUGCUCGUGCGACCCCACCCCGGCGACGAAGGCGGGCAACUGACAGUUGUUGAUCGAUCAGCGAGGACGAGGGCGUUGGCGAGUGAGACGGUGGGAGCGAACCGGAACUCGUCGACGGCCCAACCACGGGCGGCCUCUCUGUCCAAGGGCGCCCCGGGUCGGCCGGAGUGGAUGCAGUUGCCAUCUCCCCUGUCUGCGGCGUCGGAAGUGGCACGAGGCCGUGGCAUCGGAGUCGAUGGCGGGACCGACUUCUUGGAUGUUGGUGAUGGUCGCGACGGGAGGGAGGUGUGGAGGGACCUGCCGCGGGAUCACCGGCUGCGGCGAGAGGAAUACAUCACACGGGGGGUGGAGCAUCUUAACGUGGGAGACCGGGAGAACGAGAACGAGACGGACGAUCCACCGGCGGAAGCAGACGACGACGACGAAGGCAACGACGUAGAGUGUGGGGAAGGGGGGGGUGGUCAAGCGUCGCCAUCGUUGCAGACCGACAUGGCUGGUAAAGGUGGGAAGUCCAAGCCUUCCGGCCGCAAUGCUCAUUCGCGGGCGAAAAAAGGGCAGGGAAAGGGGAGCGGUGGCGAAGGCGACGGUGAUGCGGAGGAGAAGCGCAACUUCUGGUCCGUGGAACACAUUAUAGCCCUCAUAAGGGCUAAACGUGACCAAGAUGCGCAUAUGCGGGGGAUGGGGCACGCAUACGCACGAAUGAAACCGCGGGAAUGGAAAUGGCAAGACGUCGCCCAAGGGUUGAAGAACGUCGGCUUGUACAGGAAUGCGGAGAAAUGCGGGAAGAAGUGGGACAAUCUAAUGCAGCCGUUCAAGAAAGUCCAUCACUUUCAAUCACCAUCAGGGGGUGCCGACUUUUUCCAGUUGACGACGAAGGAGAGGGCGAGCAGGGGCUUCAAUUUAACGAUGGAUCGCGCAGUUUAUGACGAGAUAGAGGGGUCGACUGGGAUGAACCACACCAUCCACCCGAGGAACUUGGCAGACACCGGUGCGUCUGGCGGCGUGCGCCCGCCUUUGACGUCUUACGUGGAUCUUGACUCGGUGGCGGACGGGGAAGGUGGUGCAGGGCGAGAAGACGACGAGGAGGGGUCGACGCGAGGCUCUUCGCAGACGACGGGCACCCCCGGCGGUUCUGGGAAAAGGAAGAACACGAGGCAACAGACUUUCAAGGCGCUGACGGAAUGCAUGGAGAAACACGGGGAGCUGAUGGCGUCGACGAUGGAGAGUGCGAGCAAGCGGCAAUGCUCUAUCCAGGUCCGGCAGUGCGAGGCGUUGGAAGCGGAGGUGGAAGUGCAAAGGAAGCACUAUGUGCCACGCAUUGCUGGAAAUAGCGAAGGCCAUUCUGGGCGAGACGUUGUGGAGGUGGCUGUGGUGGAGGAAGAGAUGACGAACGACGACGACGACUUUGAAGAUGACGACAAUGAACCAUUGCUGAGGAAGGCGAGGGUCGGUUCCGCGAGGGGGAUUAGAAUAAACGAGGGGGGGGAGGGGACACCGACCGCACGGCGCGGCGGUGGCGUUGCCGCGGCCAACCAACCAGUCUUCGUCGACGUGGCACGUGACGUGGGGCGCGACGUCGCAAGGAGGGACGUCGCUGGCCGCGCGAAGGAAGGGGCCGCAUCGCAUGAGACUUCGCAAUGCGUGCUUGCGCCAGUGAAUCGUCCCCGAACCCCGGCUGCAGACGUGGCGGGGGGUUCCCAAGCAGCGGUUGAAGGUGGGACGUCGCGAUCUCCCGCGGUGGCGGCACGCGGCGGCGCUGUGGCAAUCCCGGGAGAGGCGGUUGACGUCCCGAAGGGAGGAGAUGGCGCGGCGGGCGGGGAAGACGACGAGGCUCUGGUGCACAGGCUGCGCGGGCAACGAGCGGCGACACAUGCGAUGGAUGCCGCCGCCAAACUUUGGGAGGAUGACAACAGAUUCUGGAACGACACGCAGGGGAGCGUCGUAGUGAGGAUAAUCCAAGAAGCGCGCGCGUAUCUCGUGGCCGUGGCGCGGGGAGUGCAGCCUCCGGCUAUUCGACGGAGCAUCUCCCUUCCACACAACUCCAUCCCCCAACACAAAAUCGAGGACGAGUCGGAGCUCAACGCGGCGAAAGAGAGGGCGUUGAAAGUGCAGACAAUCUCCCUCAGGGCGAUCCACAGUUGGGUCUUCAAGUCGGAGAGCAGGGAAAGGGGGUAUCACAUGGCAUACCAAUACGCGUUGAAUCACGCUGCCACGGACAUCGCUAGAGCAAUGUGGUCACCAGAGGACUGGAGCAGUUUGGUGAGCCCAAUGUUGUUCUGCACCACAUUGAACGCAGACAUGAAGUUGCCUUUGUGGUUCGUGGGCGUGAACAUAGUGGACAGGCACGAGGAUGAUGAGUGCGCGGCUUACCAGGAAGCUUGUGUCCAGCGUCUUGUGCGGGAUUUCACGAGCACAGUUGGCACGGCGGAAGCUAUGGACGGCGGUCGAGUGUCGUACGAGCGUCUGAAGGGGAUGGCAGAGGUGAUGACGUAUUUGCUCGCCGUCACGAUGUGGAUUAUGCGAAUGGCGGGGGACGAUCCGAGAUCGCAUUACGACGCUUGGGUUUUCGUUCAACUGACGGCGAAGACGACGCUGCUGGCGUCCAUGAACCGUCAGUUCGACGCCCGCCGACACAUCACACAAUCCGCGCAGGUCAUGACGGACAAGUUGGGGAGACCGCCUCCAACCUUCGCCCCCCAACCUGUGAACAUUCCUGAUUGGGCGUCCAAGUGAGGGGUCACUUUCUCGCACGACGCCACGUUGGCCUCACCGAUGGAGGCGAAACGGUUGGAUUGGCUGGGGACAG